UUUUCACACUAUGUUUCAUAAACAAAGAUCGAUCACGAAUCCCUAUUGAUUAGGGCUUAGGGUUUUUAUGUGCUUGGGUCUCGCAAUGGUGUUUCUGAUAGUAUGCAGUUAAUCUGCAGUUCUUGUAAUCGAAAUUCAAUGAAAUAAUCUUUGCCUUUUGAGUGUGAUCGAUUAUUACAAUCAGAAUUUUGUGUAUGGAAAAGGUUUCUUCAACAAAUGAUGGCAAAGAUUCCUUUUUUAAUUAGGUUUUUUUUCGAGUUGUCACAAUUGUGAUUUAGUUGCAAUACAUCGGGAAAUUAAUGGCAUCGAUGCUGGCUCGGUUGCAAUCCAAGGUCACCCAGGCCUCACAGUUUGUGGCAAAGCAUGGAUGUACCUACUACAAGCAGAUGCUAGAACAGAACAAGCAAUACAUUCAGGAGCCAACCUCUGUUGAUAAAUGUCAACUUUUGGCAAACCAAUUGCUUUAUACUCGUUUGGCAAGUAUUCCAAGCCGUUAUGAAGCACUUCAGAAGGAAGUCAAUUCUGUGAAGCAGCUGUGGAAGAACCGGCAGCAGUUGAGGAUUGAGAAUACUGGCAUUGCUGCGCUGUUCGGACUGGAGUGCUAUGCCUGGUUCUGUGCUGGGGAGAUCGUUGGUCGAGGUUUUACAAUUACUGGUUACCAUGUUUGACUGCAGUACAUUUAGAUAUGCUUAUAGAGAUUCUCAUAAAGCUUUCCAUCAAUUUUUGGUCUUAAUCCUUGAUUUUGUUACCACUUAGCAAACAGAGUCGAACUGUGAUUCUGCAAGAAAAUUGCGACGGAGUUACGAAUGAAUAAUUUAUUUCAUUAAUCUUCUCUUUUGUUGCGCAAA
Molecule: messenger RNA, 848 nt
Organism: Tripterygium wilfordii
Lineage: Eukaryota; Viridiplantae; Streptophyta; Magnoliopsida; Celastrales; Celastraceae
Exons: 3
Coding region: 300-668 (122 amino acids)
Biological process (GO): proton motive force-driven ATP synthesis
Molecular function (GO): proton transmembrane transporter activity
Source: RefSeq, a predicted model, not a curated record